Molecule: messenger RNA, 939 nt
Organism: Prorocentrum cordatum
Lineage: Eukaryota; Dinophyceae; Prorocentrales; Prorocentraceae
Source: the annotation of a GenBank genome assembly
CAGGCGCAGGCGCAGACGCAGCCCACGCCCGCGCCCGCGCAGGCGCAGCAUCAGCCGCUGCAGAAGCAGCAGAAGCAGCACCACCAGCAGCAGUAUGUCCAGCCAGGGGCCGUGCAGUACAUGGUCUGUUUUGUUCCCGCCGAUCCGACUGGAGCCAGCGGACUGGGCGGCUACGGCAUGGGCGGCUACGGAAUGGGCGGAAUGCACCAGAUGACCAUGGGCAUGCCGAUGGUGCAGAUGGGCGCCAACGCGGGGUGGGGCGCCCCCGCGGGCCAGCAACAGGUCUACUGGGGCCAGCAGUCGCAGCCGUCGCAGCCGUCGCAGCCCGCAGAGCAGGGCGGCAAGGACGAGGCCAAGAGCUGGGCGGACCCCUCGGCGCGGCCGUUCACGCCCUCUGGGAUGCAGGACGCAUCGGCCCUGAGCUUUACUGGCCAGGCGGCAUCAUGGCGGGAGGGCCCUCGAGGGAAGGACGGCGGCCGGCGGCAGGAGCAGCAGCAGUCGUGGCGCCGGCCAGAGGCCGACGAGUCCUGGCGCAAGGGCGGCGGCAAGGGCGGCGGCGGCAAGGGGGCCCAGCCCGAGGCCCGCGCCGAGCCUGCGCCGCAGCCGUUCGAGGCCGGCCCCGGCGACUUCCCCACCCUGGGCACGCCCACCGCCGCGGGGCCCGGCGCCGACGCGGCCCAGGAGAAGGAGAAGGUCGGACGGGGCGAGGACGAGGAGACCCCCGCGCAGUCCACCCCCAAGUGGGGCCCGCGCAAGGACCCACCGCCGCCUGCGGCGGCACAGGCGGCGCCGCGGCCCGCGGCGGCCCAGGUGGCCCCGCCAGCGCCGGCAGUGGUGCAGGCGCCAGCGCCCGCGCCAGGGCCGCAGCCCGUCGCAGCGGUGCCCCCCCGGGCGGAGCAGCCCCCGGCCGAGCCCUCGGCGUGGGCGCCGCAGCAGGCC